Messenger RNA from Tetrahymena thermophila SB210, 804 nucleotides. RefSeq names its product FHA domain protein. The record is from RefSeq and is a predicted model, not a curated record. Gene Ontology annotation, molecular function: protein binding. The transcript has a single exon. Lineage: Eukaryota; Ciliophora; Oligohymenophorea; Hymenostomatida; Tetrahymenidae.
AUGGAUUUUGAAUACGAUUAAUUCGAAGAUGAGAUUACUAGUAAAAGUGUAACUAAAUAAAAUGAAAAAUCAUAGACGACUUCAUAGAGUAUUAAGAUGCUCUAAAAGGAUUUUUAAAAUAUGUAAAUAGGCUCUUCGAUUACAUCAUAGGAUGAAUAAGAAAAGAAUAGAAAGAAAUCUGUAAGAAUUGUAUGCGUAGGGCCAAAGAGAUUUAGUGAUAAUUAUUUUAGCAACUUAGAAUUUAAUUAAAUAGAUUAAACGAUAAAAAACGAAAUGCCAUAAGAAAGCGAGUGCGAUGCUCUUUUAGAUGCUUGUAUAGGAAAGAAUAUUUUUAGUAUUACAUAUGAAAAGAAGACAGAUUAAUAUUAUUUGAUCCCUUAGUAGAAAUUCAUAAUUUAGAAAGAAAUUGAUUAAGAAAUUGAGUUGACUGCUUCUUCUAAAUUUUUUAUAGGUGACACUUUAUUUGAGGUUCUUCAAAUAAGCGAGUAAAUUUGUCUUUAAUGCCUUACCAUAAAAGAGUAAAAUGCCGUAAGUAAUAAAGUGUAUACAACAUUUUCUGACAGUGUUAAAGUUUUUAAAAUUGGCAGAACUUCAAUUCAAUUUUUAAAGGACGAUAAAUUUAUUAGUAGAGAGCAUGCUGAAAUAGUUAAAAGAAAUGGCAAAUUCUUCCUUUAUAAAUCAAAUCAAAAUGCCAAUAAGAUUUGGGCUUGCAUUUAACCCGAAGAAAAAAUAAUAUUAGAUGAUGGACUAAAUAUAAGAAUAGGAUUAUCUUGCGAAAGACAAAUAAAAAUUAUUUACUUAUGA